Messenger RNA from Teleopsis dalmanni, 417 nucleotides. RefSeq names its product cuticle protein 8 (gene Cpr62Ba). The record is from RefSeq and is a predicted model, not a curated record. The transcript is spliced from 2 exons. Gene Ontology annotation, cellular component: extracellular matrix. The coding region runs from base 1 to 417 and encodes 138 amino acids. Lineage: Eukaryota; Metazoa; Arthropoda; Insecta; Diptera; Diopsidae.
AUGCUGCCUGCUGCAUACCAUAUCAACAGCAACAUCAUUUAUUUCCUGUUGCUUUUGAAUUUAUUGCCAAUUUUUUGUCAACCACAAUUUGUGGAAUUUUUUUCGGAUUAUAAAAAGAAUCACAUCGAGGAUGAGAUCAAAUAUAUUUUUCACUACUACGUAGAUGAUGCACCAUCCAAAGUGCACAUCAAUCAUCGGGAAGAACGUCGCGGUACACAAGUUACAGGGGAAUAUGGCUUAGUGGAGCCCGGUGGCUAUAUACGUAACGUGCACUACGAAGUCGACGGUGAUAAAGGCUUCCGAACAGUAGUCAGAACGAGAACAGCAGCAAGUCGCACGCUGCAGAUACUACACACAGGCAGUCAGCAGCCACAGAACCCAGUCCAGCAUGCCAAACCAGUGGCAUUUGUUACUUGA